Messenger RNA from Saccoglossus kowalevskii, 1198 nucleotides. RefSeq names its product PIN2/TERF1-interacting telomerase inhibitor 1-like. The record is from RefSeq and is a predicted model, not a curated record. Lineage: Eukaryota; Metazoa; Hemichordata; Enteropneusta; Harrimaniidae. Gene Ontology annotation, cellular component: nucleolus. Gene Ontology annotation, molecular function: telomerase inhibitor activity; nucleic acid binding.
UACAACAAGAAAUAUGUCGAUGUUGGCUAAUCCUAAAUAUCGACAAAAAUGGUCGUCGGAUCCAAGAAAUACGAAUUGGAGUAAUGAUUCUAGUAAAUUUGGUCAGCGUAUGUUGGAAAGAAUGGGAUGGGAGCACGGGAAAGGUCUUGGUGUCAAUGAAGAUGGGAAUACUUCACAUGUCAAAGUAUCAAAAAAGGAUGAUACAUUCGGACUAGGUGCAAACUACAAGACCGAUGAAAACUGGAUUGCUCACCAAGACGAUUUUAACUCUUUGCUUGCCAACCUCAACGAUAACCAUGGAACCACUGAAGAGCCAAAAAUAGUUUCGACAAGUUUAGAAGAGCGAUCAAAGUUGUCCAAAAAAAGAGUUCACUACAUGAAGUUUACCAGAGGAAAGGAUCUUAGUGUCUACAGUAGAACAGACCUGGCUUGUAUUAUGGGAACAAAAACUGGUGAAUCAAAGCCCCAGUCAAAUAGUCCCCAGCGUCCAUCAGAGACUGAGAGUUCUGACAGUGACAGUGCAAAUUCUUCGACUGAUCAUGGUAUAGUGACAGUCACAAGUUCACAGAGUUUACAGGAGUAUUUUGCUCAGAAAAUGGCAGCAUUGAAAGAAAAACAAAAUGCUACAUUGGAUCCAUUGACGGGCGGGGAAUUUGCUACUGAGGUAAAUAUGGCUGCUAUGGCAUCUGAUAGUGAUGACUGUAUAUGGAUUGGCAAGAAAGAUGAAAAGAAAAAGAGGGUGAAAAAAUCCAAAAACAACAAAAUAGCCAAUAAUACCGUGGAUCAUGGGAGAGAAGAUUUAAAAAACAUUGAUGAGGUAGUCAGAAAAUCAAAGAAAAAGAAAAGAGCUAAAGAAGAAAAAAAUGAUGACACUAAACGUGAUGAGCUGGAAAGGAGAGACAGGAAAAAGAAACGGAAAUUGAAUAGAGAAGAAGGCCGGGUUCUGGAUAAUGAAAAUAUUAUAGAUGAAAUUGCAAGUAAGAAAAAGAAGAAAAUAAAACAAAUUGAUGAACAGAACAGUAGCGAUUGUGAUGAAAGUCAUCAGAAAGAAAGUGGUUUAAUCAUUGUUGAGAAAAGUAAAAAGAAGAAAAACAAAAAUUUAGAUACUGCUCAUGUUCUUGAUAGAACUCAACUCAAUUCAGAUGAAAUUAAAAUUAAAAAAAGCAAAAAAAAGAAAAGCAAGAGAGAGAAAAGAUGA